Cinclus cinclus is the source of this 1362-nucleotide messenger RNA. RefSeq names its product collagen like tail subunit of asymmetric acetylcholinesterase (gene COLQ). Bases 1 to 1362 code for a protein of 453 amino acids. The transcript is spliced from 17 exons. NCBI's taxonomy places the organism in Eukaryota, Metazoa, Chordata, Aves, Passeriformes, Cinclidae. The record is from RefSeq and is a predicted model, not a curated record. Gene Ontology annotation, molecular function: heparin binding.
AUGCUGGUCCUCAGCCCUCUUGUCCAGGGAUCUUACCUGCUGCUUUUCUCCUGCUUUGCUUUGUCUCAGACCACGUACGCUGACAAUGUCUUCUCACUUUCAGCAGAUCUCCCUUGCCUGGAACAGAAGAAGCAGCUAAACUGCAGAGCAUGCUGCUUUCUUGGCCCUCCUCCACCACCCCUGUUCCCACCACCGUACUUCAUGCACAGCUGGAGCACUAAGCUGGAUAUGGAAGAGUUGUGUCAUGAGCUCCAGAUAAUACAGGCUUCCUCUCUGCCUGAAUCACACUGUUCUGCAGGGCCUCCUGGCCCCCAGGGUCCACAAGGAAUUCCUGGUAUAAUGGGACCAAAAGGGGAGAAAGGGGAGAUUGGCAGGCCUGGAAGAAAGGGCAGACCAGGUCCCCCGGGUGUCCCUGGGAUGCCAGGACCAAUAGGAUGGCCUGGACCUGUGGGACCAAAGGGUGAAAAGGGAGAGUUGGGUGUGAUGGGAUUGCCAGGUACAAGAGGACCAAUGGGCUCCAAGGGUUUUCCUGGAACUAGAGGAGAAAAGGGAUCCAGAGGUGACAGAGGUGACAAAGGAGUCAAAGGAGACCCGGGAGAAAUAGGCUUCCCUGGAAUGCUUGGACAAAAAGGAGAGAUGGGCCCCAAGGGACAGUCUGGAGUACCAGGACACAGAGGACCGAUAGGAAGACCUGGAAAACGAGGCAAACAAGGACUCAAGGGAGACAUUGGACCAGCAGGUGUCAUGGGCCCACCUGGCAGGCCUGGUCCUGUUGGCCAGCCUGGCCCCCCUGGACCCUCAGGAUUAGGGCAAUUUGCAAUAGGACCAAAGGGAGAAAGAGGACUUCCAGGGCCUCCAGGGAGAUGUCUCUGCAGGACCCCACAGCAUAUGAGUAACCCAUCAUAUGAGGAAUCUGUGUUUGGACACAGCUACCCAAAAGUUCCCGCGAUUUUUGUGGUGAAUAAUCAAGAAGAAUUGGACCGGUUAAACACUGAAAAUGCGUUAGCUUUUAGAAGAGAUCAGAGAUCUUUGUAUUUCAAGGAUACCUUUGGAUGGCUCCCAGUCCAGCUCACCCCUUUGUAUCCCGUGGAUUACCGCUUCGAGGAUGGGGGUACCUGUGGAGAUGGGAUCGUGCAGGAUGGGGAGGAGUGCGACGACGGCAAUGCAGUUGUGACUGAUGACUGUAUAAGGUGCCGCCGUGCUUACUGUGGAGAUGGCUACAAACAUGAGGGGGUUGAAGACUGCGAUGGGAUGGAUUUUGGAUAUUUGACAUGUCGAACAUACCUUCCUGGGUCUUACGGAAAAUUGCGAUGCACUUCUUACUGUUACAUUGACUCCACACAGUGUCGGUACUUCACAUGA